This is a messenger RNA of Eutrema salsugineum, 1578 nucleotides long. RefSeq lists its product as uncharacterized. The record is from RefSeq and is a predicted model, not a curated record. Gene Ontology annotation, biological process: intracellular transport. NCBI's taxonomy places the organism in Eukaryota, Viridiplantae, Streptophyta, Magnoliopsida, Brassicales, Brassicaceae. The transcript is spliced from 9 exons. Bases 148 to 1335 code for a protein of 395 amino acids.
AAAGUUUUCAUUAUUAUUUUUUAAUGUUUUUUUUUUGAAGAAAGCCACAAUAAACCCUAAAUCAAAUUUCCCCCUUUGAGCAGCUGCCUCUUCUUCAUUUUUUGUUUUCCGAUUCCCCUUCCGCCGAGUAAAAGCCGCGACUGAAUCAUGAGGGGAUUAAAACGCGCCGCCGUUUCCGAAGAUAAUGAAUCUUCCUUCAAGAAUGCAAAACCAGUGGAAGGAAACUUAUUUGGUACCCUCAAUGUGGCACCGAUGCAGCAGAGUCCAUUAACGUCGGUAUCAUUGGAUAAACAGAGGGCUGAGUUAGCAAGGAAGCAUGUGAGAGCUCUUAAUAACCAAUUUGUAAGUUGGGUGCAAAUACAGCUGAAGAAUCAUCCUGAUGAACUCUGGGAAGAUGGGAUGAAUAACUACAUUAACCAUGCUUCAAACAUUAUGGAAAAGUUUAGGGAUGUGGUCAACUGGUUAAAAGAAAAUAAGGGAAAGGGAGAGAAUGUAUCCCCUGAAUCUCGUGGAGCAGAGAAGAAGUUAGUGGCUGAAGUCAAGAAUAGCGACGUUAAACCAGUUUCAAAUAACAGCCUGUUUGGCUCAAACAAUCAACCUGGGCUCUUCUCAAACAAUCAAUCUUCCAAUUUUUCCAGUAGUCAGUCUGGUUCGUUUUCAAGCCAGCCUGGAGUAUUAUCCAGCAGUCCAUUUGGUUUAACAUCCAAUAGCCAAACUGGAUCUUUUAGCAGUGGCCAGUUUGGUUUGACCAAAAGCAGCCAACCCAGCCUAUUUUCCAGCAGUCAAGCAGGAGGAAUCUCUAAUAGCCAAACUUCUUUCUCACUUUCUAAUAAUCAGAACCCUUUUUCAUCUGGAGUAACUCCAGUGUCCAUACCGGCAAAGCGGGAUUCCCCAGAUGAUGCAGACGGAGAAGAUGAACAACCUCAACCAAGCAGUCCAUCCGUCAAAAAGACCGAAGAGAAGGGUGUUACUGUGGUUCAUGAAGUCAAAUGCAAGCUUUAUGUCAAGUCAAAUGAUCCAUCAGAUAAAGGUACAUGGAAAGAUAAAGGAACUGGGAAUCUUUCCAUAAAAUGCAAAGAAGGUGUCGACAAGGGAACAAAAGAAUCAAAACCCACAAUUCUUGUCCGAAACGAUGUCGGGAAACUGCUUCUGAAUGCUCUACUGUACGCUGGAAUUAAGACGAGCGCACAGAAGAACGCACUUGUUGCAAUAUUCCACUCUUCGGAGGAUUCCAACGAGAAUGUAACUCCUAGAACCUUUCUGAUAAGGACAAAGACGGCAGAGGCAAGAGAUAAGUUAGCAACAGCCAUCCAAGAAUACGCACCUUCUUCAUAAAAUGCCCAAACCCAGCUGAGAUCUUUACUGUACCAUCUUUAUAAUCUUUAAUUGAGCCAUCCUCUCUAUUUUUUGUUCCCUUGAUUUGUAAUAUUAGGAAGGCUCUUAAGAUUAAUAUAAGGCUUGAUUAAGGGCAUGAAACUGUUGUAUGAUUGAGUGAAUGUGAGAGAAAGAAGGCCAAAGUUACUUUGUAGCUUAUUAGAGAAUGUUUUGCCAUGUAACUUAAAAACCGAAAACAAUAAA